AUGUCGUCUGUAGGUCUCCCCCAAAGCCUUUCUCCCCCACUACAGUCCCAGGUCUCCCCCACUACAGCCUCAGGUCUCCCCCACUACAGUCCCAGGUCUCCCCCACUACAGUCCCAGGUCUCCCCCACUACAGCCUCAGGUCUCCCCCACUACAGUCCCAGGUCUCCCCCACAACAGCCUCAGGUCUCCCCCACUACAGUCCCAGGUCUCCCCCACUACAGUCCCAGGUCUCCCCCACUACAGUCCCAGGUCUCCCCCACAACAGCCUCAGGUCUCCCCCACUACAGUCCCAGGUCUCACCCACUACAGCCUCAGGUCUCCCCCACUACAGUCCCAGGUCUCCCCCACUACAGUCCCAGGUCUCCCCCACUACAGUCCCAGGUCUCCCCCACAACAGCCUCAGGUCUCCCCCACUACAGUCCCAGGUCUCACCCACUACAGCCUCAGGUCUCCCCCACUACAGUCCCAGGUCUCACCCACUACAGCCUCAGGUCUCCCCCACUACAGUCCCAGGUCUCACCCACUACAGUCCCAGGUCUCCCCCACUACAGCCUCAGGUCUCCCCCACUACAGUCCCAGGUCUCCCCCACUACAGCCUCAGGUCUCCCCCACUACAGUCCCAGGUCUCCCCCACUACAGUCCCAGGUCUCCCCCAAAGCCUUUCUCCCCCACAACAGCCCCGGGUCUCCCCCACUACAGUCCCAGGUCUCCCCCAAAGCCUUUCUCCCCCACAACAGCCCCAGGUCUCACCCACUACAGUCCCAGGUCUCCCCCACUACAGUCCCAGGUCUCCCCCACAACAGCCUCAGGUCUCCCCCACUACAGUCCCAGGUCUCCCCCACUACAGUCCCAGGUCUCCCCCACAACAGCCUCAGGUCUCCCCCACUACAGUCCCAGGCCUCCCCCACUACAGUCCCAGGUCUCACCCACAACAGUCCCAGGUCUCCCCCACUACAGUCCCAGGUCUCACCCACUACAGUCCCAGGUCUCCCCCACUACAGUCCCAGGUCUCCCCCACUACAGUCCCAGGUCUCACCCACAACAGUCCCAGGUCUCCCCCACUACAGUCCCAGGUCUCCCCCACUACAGUCCCAGGUCUCACCCACAACAGUCCCAGGUCUCCCCCACUACAGUCCCAGGUCUCCCCCACUACAGCCUCAGGUCUCCCCCACUACAGUCCCAGGUCUCCCCCACUACAGUCCCAGGUCUCCCCCACUACAGUCCCAGGUCUCCCCCACAACAGCCUCAGGUCUCCCCCCACUACAGUCCCAGGUCUCCCCCACUACAGCCUCAGGUCUCCCCCACUACAGUCCCAGGUCUCCCCCACUACAGUCCCAGGUCUCCCCCAAAGCCUUUCUCCCCCACAACAGCCCCAGGUCUCCCCCACUACAGUCCCAGGUCUCCCCCAAAGCCUUUCUCCCCCACAACAGCCCCAGGUCUCACCCACUACAGUCCCAGGUCUCCCCCACUACAGUCCCAGGUCUCCCCCACAACAGCCUCAGGUCUCCCCCACUACAGUCCCAGGUCUCCCCCACUACAGUCCCAGGUCUCCCCCACAACAGCCUCAGGUCUCCCCCACUACAGUCCCAGGUCUCCCCCACUACAGUCCCAGGUCUCCCCCACUACAGUCCCAGGUCUCCCCCACUACAGUCCCAGGUCUCCCCCACAACAGCCCCAGGUCUCACCCACAACAGCCUCAGGUCUCCCCCACAACAGUCCCAGGUCUCCCCCACUACAGUCCCAGGUCUCCCCCAAAGCCUUUCUCCCCCACAACAGCCCCAGGUCUCCCCCACAACAGCCUCAGGUCUCCCCCACAACAGCCUCAGGUCUCCCCCACAACAGUCCCAGGUCUCCCCCACAACAGUCCCAGGUGAGACAGGGAGCGUCCUCAGGUUGCACAGAGAGCAGCAGAAGCGCCUCAGCUCCUCCCCCUUCCUGCGCCUCCCCCUCCUGCACCUCCCCCUUCCUGCGCCUCCCUCUCCUGCACCUCCUGCUGAAGCUCCGCCCACACUGAGGACAGGAUAA
Messenger RNA from Knipowitschia caucasica, 2025 nucleotides. NCBI's taxonomy places the organism in Eukaryota, Metazoa, Chordata, Actinopteri, Gobiiformes, Gobiidae. The record is from the annotation of a GenBank genome assembly.